Messenger RNA from Corylus avellana, 656 nucleotides. Lineage: Eukaryota; Viridiplantae; Streptophyta; Magnoliopsida; Fagales; Betulaceae. The record is from RefSeq and is a predicted model, not a curated record.
AUGGCGUUCGCGGCCCUUGGACUUGUAUUGAGGACUCACCUGAUACUUCCUCGCCCUCUGGUGUUCUGUGCUCAAAAGGCUUACAUAGUGGGGGAGCAUGGUGACAGCUCGGUGGCGCUGUGGUCAAGCAUCAGUGUAGGCGGCGUGCCAAUACUGAGCUUCCUGGAGAAGCAACAAAUCGCGUACGAAAAGGAAACCUUAGAGAACAUUCACAAAGCAGUCAUCGAUAGUGCUUAUGAAGUGAUAAGCCUCAAGGGCUACACAUCGUGGGCCAUUGGGUACUCUGUAGCUAGCCUGGCUCGAGACCUGCUUCGAGACCAGCGGAAGAUCCACCCGGUCUCGGUCCUUGCAAGCGGGUUCCAUGGCAUUGAUGGUGGUGACGUGUUCUUGAGCUUGCCGGCCCAGCUCGGUCGUGGUGGGGUCUUGGGUGUCACCAAUGUGCAUCUGACGGAAGAGGAGGCGCAACGGCUGAGGAAAUCGGCUCAGACCAUCCUGGAGGUGCAGAACCAGUUGGAAAUAUGAGCUUAGGAUUUAGCUAGUGCUUCAUACUAUAUGCACUUGACAAUAUGAGCACUUGGGACGCUUUUAUUUUGUAUGGGCUAGUUUACCUGUAUGUUUCCUUUUACUUUUUGCUUUUUUUUAAUAUAUAAGAUUAU